Molecule: messenger RNA, 933 nt
Organism: Pseudozyma flocculosa PF-1
Lineage: Eukaryota; Fungi; Basidiomycota; Ustilaginomycetes; Ustilaginales; Ustilaginaceae
Exons: 2
Coding region: 1-933 (310 amino acids)
Biological process (GO): translation; ribosomal small subunit assembly; maturation of SSU-rRNA from tricistronic rRNA transcript (SSU-rRNA, 5.8S rRNA, LSU-rRNA)
Cellular component (GO): mitochondrial small ribosomal subunit; ribosome
Molecular function (GO): small ribosomal subunit rRNA binding; structural constituent of ribosome; mRNA 5'-UTR binding
Source: RefSeq, a predicted model, not a curated record
AUGCUGCGACAGCUCUUCAACACGGCGGCGCUUCGGCCCGCCACGGCUCGACUCGGCCAGGCCGUCAGCACCAGCGGGCCAUCGACAGCCUCGACUUCGUACCUCGUCAACGCCGCGCACCGCCACAUCUCCUCCUCCGCGAUCCGUCCGAACAAGGAAGGUGGGAACAGCAGCGGUGGCGAUGACGCUCCGACGCCACCUGCCACCGCACAGAUCGAUGCCGCAUCGAUGCCCACACCAAAGUCGCCCGCAGACGCACCAACGGCCGCCGACGCUGUCGCAGGCGCACCCGGUUCCGCACCGGCGUCCGAAGCAUCCGCAUCGACACCGGAGCUGGCAUCUGCCGUCACCUCAUCCACCGCACCGGCAGGCCGACCGGCCCCCUCUGCCAGCCUCGACGACAUCCUCGCCUCCGCCGGCUCGUCGGCCAUGUCUCUGCCCGGAAUGGACGCUUCCUCCACGACGACGCCGGAGGGAACGACGACGACGGCGACGUCAGAAGAAUCUCGCGGGUUCAGGGGUGGUGCGCUGCGCGCCGAGAUCCGCUCGCGCUACGCCGACACGCCGGCGCACAAGCUGCACGUGCGCACCUCGCGCAACAACACCAUCCUCACCCUCACCAACCCCGAGGGCGAGCCGCUGGCCUCGUCGUCGGGCGGCAGCGUCGGCUUCAAAAAGGCUGCCCGCAGCGGCUACGAGGCCGGCUACCGCGCCGCCUUCAACAUGUUUGCAAAGAUUGGCGAAAAGCGCGACGCUUGGGGCAUUCUCAACCUCGAGGUCUUCUGGAACGGCUUCGGACAGGGCAGGGAGGCCGUCUAUCGCGCCCUGCUCGCCGGCGAGGGCCAGGCCACCCGGCAGCUCGUGCUCAAAAUGACCGACAAGACGCCCGUCAAGGUCGGCGGCGUCCGUCCCAAGAAGCGGAGAAUGCUCUGA